AUCCCAGCAAGCAGUUCGUGGCGUGAGGGCGCAGGAGGAGGAGCUCAGAGCCGUUGGGCCCCGCGGAGCCAGGCAGCGGCAGCGGCAGCACCCGGCGGGGGUGACCAUGGGGAAGCGUUACUUCUGCGACUACUGCGACCGCUCCUUCCAGGACAACCUCCACAACCGCAAGAAGCACCUGAACGGGCUGCAGCACCUCAAGGCCAAGAAGCUCUGGUACGACAUGUUCCGAGAUGCAGCUGCCAUCUUGCUGGAUGAACAGAACAAGCGGCCCUGCAGGAAGUUUCUACUGACAGGCCAGUGCGACUUUGGCUCCAACUGCAGAUUUUCCCACAUGUCAGAGCGAGACCUGCAGGAGCUGAGUAUGCAGGUGGAGGAGGAGAGGCGGGCCACGGAGUGGCCACUAGACGUCACCGAGCUCCCUGAGGUCCACGUGGACGACUGGCUGGAGAAGAGAGCCCAGCGGCUGAGCUCGGCCCCAAGCAGCAGGGCUGAACCCAUCAGAGCCACCGUCUUCCAGUACCCGGUGGGCUGGCCACCAGUCCAGGAGCUUCCUCCAUCCCUGCGGGCACCCCCGCCUGGGGGCUGGCCCCUGCAGCCCAGCGUCCAGUGGGGCUGAGUCCCUUAUCCCUGCCUAGUCAGCCCUCCAAUCAGCCACAAUCAAGAUAAGGGCUUGUACGGGGGACACCCAGGCCCCCUCCUGCUGCACCCCAUGGAGCAUCUGAAACUAAAGACUGGGCCUGGCCUGGCCUCUCUGAGGCCUAAGCGUCCUCCCCAACCAGGUGCAGCCCUGGUCCUGGCUCUGAGCCAGGCAGCUCCACCACCCCCACCCCAACGGGACAUCUUGAGAAGACUUCCUUCCAGAUGUUUAUAAAGAAAGUCUGUCACCA
This is a messenger RNA of Eubalaena glacialis (North Atlantic right whale), 890 nucleotides long. It is a transcript of the gene ZMAT5, whose product is annotated as zinc finger matrin-type 5. The transcript has 6 exons. Gene Ontology annotation, cellular component: U12-type spliceosomal complex. Gene Ontology annotation, molecular function: zinc ion binding. NCBI's taxonomy places the organism in Eukaryota, Metazoa, Chordata, Mammalia, Artiodactyla, Balaenidae. The record is from RefSeq and is a predicted model, not a curated record. Bases 107 to 619 code for a protein of 170 amino acids.